Messenger RNA from Annulohypoxylon maeteangense, 1149 nucleotides. RefSeq lists its product as uncharacterized. The coding region runs from base 1 to 1149 and encodes 382 amino acids. NCBI's taxonomy places the organism in Eukaryota, Fungi, Ascomycota, Sordariomycetes, Xylariales, Hypoxylaceae. The record is from RefSeq and is a predicted model, not a curated record. The transcript has 4 exons.
AUGGCGUCCGACACUUCAGAUAACGGGCCCCGGCUGGCCGCCGCCGUAUUGGCGCUUCUCCCGCUAACAGUUAUCACUUUGGCUCUCCGGUGUUAUGUGAGAGUGCGCAUCUUGAAGUUCUUUAAGGCAGAAGACUGGUUAGCCAUUGCGACGAUGAUAUGUUUUAUAAUUUAUUGUACACUCGUCAUGAUAAGCAUUUCACACGGCGCGGGCAAGACAAUAUCUCAGGUCCCUCUUCAGAACUACCCAACCAUUCUCAAGAUGAGAUACGCAGGCGAGAUUGUAUACAUCAUGACGUCCCUAUUAAUUAAGUUCACUGUCGGCAUCUUCCUCCUACGUAUCUGCUCCCUGGCGUGGCAGAGAACGGCCAUCUGGACGGCGCUGUUCGUGUGUCUCGUUUACAGCGUCUUCUUCACCUUCAUGGCCAUCUUCCAGUGUCGCCCUGUCCCAUACUAUUGGAGUCAAUACACCGAGCAGAUGACAGGGACAUGCUUCAGUGAUGAGCUGGUCAGGGCCAUAUCUUACGCACAUGCCGUUAUAAAUUGCGUCUGUGACUGGACCUUGGGUCUCUUGCCUAUCGCACUUAUAGGUAAACUGGAGUUGUCAAAGCGCUCGAAGAUCAUGGUCUCUUGUACCCUAGCCUUAGGGUCUAUAGCAUCAAUAGCGACCAUCAUCCGUAUUCCGUAUAUAUGGCAGCUUGCCGCCGAGAAUGCUGAUAGACUCCACGUAUUCACGGUCGUGUCCAUCUGGUCCACAGUGGAGAACGGUCUAGGCCUCAUCGCCUCCUCGCUCGCCACCCUGCGCCCGCUCUACAGAAAGAUAUUCGGAACUGCGGGCUCGCGCGCGCGCACGCCGUCGGCGAAGAGGCGCUCUUUCUACUCCUGGCGGAAGUCGGGCUCGGUGAACGUAAACCACAUGCGCGGGGACGGGAAUAUCGAGUAUUACCGAAUGGAUCGCAUGGGGAAGUAUCCGAACCGCUCCGCCAGCGGGAAGGAUUCACAAGAAAAUUUUGGCGGGGUCUACGACGGGUAUAAUGGCAGGGAAUACGGGAGGGAUUACGGAAAGGAACUCGGGAAGAUUCCCGAGAGGAUGCCCGAGAGGGUCAGGGUACGUGAUCCGCGCGACGAGUUCGAUUCUGCGUACCCGUGA